AUGACCAAAAAUGACCAUUUGUAUGGAGACUUCAACUUCACGUUAAAAGCGUACAAUCCAAACAGCAGAGUUUCCAUCUAUUACGACAUCAUUGAAGUGAAGCUUUUCUACAACUCCCAACAAAUUGCUUUCAACAACGCGGAAACGUUCUUUCAGCCUCGUCGUAACGUGACAUAUUUGGACCUUUUCCUUUCGGCUAAAGACGUGGCGCUAUACGGCGACGUUGCACGCGGUCUGAAGACGGAGAGGACCUCGGGAGCCGUGCAGGUGGAGAUUAAAGUUAGAGCUAAGAUAAGGUUCAAAGUGGGAAUUUGGAAAUCAAGUCAUAGGAAGGUGAAGUUAUCGUGUAGCCCUAGUGUGCCUGUUUCUUCAACCAAGAAUUCUCAGACCUACCCUUGUGACUUGGAUUUAUAA
Messenger RNA from Lycium barbarum (goji berry), 414 nucleotides. RefSeq names its product NDR1/HIN1-like protein 3. The record is from RefSeq and is a predicted model, not a curated record. Gene Ontology annotation, biological process: defense response to other organism. The coding region runs from base 1 to 414 and encodes 137 amino acids. The transcript has a single exon. NCBI's taxonomy places the organism in Eukaryota, Viridiplantae, Streptophyta, Magnoliopsida, Solanales, Solanaceae.